AUGUUGCGGCAAACUGGAUGUGAAAGAGCUGUGUCAGAUGAGGAGCUGACAAAAUUGGCACCGGCCCAUGUUCUUCGCAGGGUGCUGCCCAGCCAGCUCGCCACAGACCUUCUGAAGGAAUUGUUGCAUGAGUCCAAGGAAAUGUGGCGAUCGAGCUCAUGGGUAGUUCGUGGCAAAGAGCACAUGACUCCGCGAACAACUGCCAUGUACGACUUGUCGCUAGAAGCUGGGCAAGGGGAAGCAACGAAGGCGAGUACACAGCAGACGAACCCUGGUGCAGAGGAACUCCAUCGCCCUCGAGCAAGCUGCAUGCCUUCCGAAUUGCUAAGGCAGGCAGCUCGUUGUAUUCAUGCUGCUGUGAAGCAGCACAGGCCCGAGUCAACAUGGUCGCCAACCCUGGCGUUGGGCAAUCGCUACGAUGACGGGAGGGCCUGUGUCGGGUGGCACUCAGAUUUUCUGAAUUCUCUGGGGCCUCGUCCGAUUAUUGUUGGACUCUCGCUGGGAGCAUGCCGGCGCUUCAGCUUGCGACGCACAUCUGACCACUCUGUUGUUGCAAUCCCUAUGCCACACAACACAGUGGUGAUCAUGUGGGAUGACUGUCAAGAGGAAUGGGAACACUCAGUACCCCGACAAGCAGAUUCGAGCAUUGGCAAACAUCCAGUGGCAGGUUUGGUGCGCAUAUCCUUGACAUUCCGAAUGGCCAGACCAGAGCUUGCUGAAAAGCAGAAACUCUGCAGCUGUGGCAGACCGAGCGUUUUGAAAAGCAAAGGAGGUCGUUACUAUUUGGCUUGCUCUCCCAUGGGGACAUCAUCACAGUGUGGCUUCUGGGAGCAUUGCCCAUGGGCGCAGGCUGAAGCAGAGCGUCUUCGGACGUUGCAGAGAUGGGAGGCUUCACCAGAGGCCAGCGUGGCAAGCGUGGCAAACGCCAGCCGUGCGGAGUCGCAGAGCAAGCAAAGUGCAAAGACAUUUGGUCAAAUGGUGUUGGGUUGCUGUGUUGGUGCAUGGCGGUGGCUGUCCUCUACAGCAAGCAGAGGGGCUGCCCGAGCCAAGGCCUUUUUGCAGCCUUCUAUGCAAAACCUGGUGGUCGUCAUUGCAGGACCCACAGCAGUGGGAAAAUCUGACGUUGCUGUUGAACUCGCCAAACUGCUGCAGAGUCGGGGGCGCAAGGUGCGCCUCAUCAGCGCAGACUCAGUCCAAGUCUACAAAGGGCUGGACAUUGGCUCCAACAAGCCUUCGCUCUUUGAGCAGGAACAGUGGCCCAUCCGGCUCAUCGACUGGGUGGAUCCCAACAGGCCCUGCACUGCUGGAGUUUGGACUGAAGCAGCCAUUUGUCAGGUGGACGAAGCACUCUUGCAUGAUGAGACUCCAAUUGUUGUUGGUGGCUCGUGCAUGUACUUGGAUUGGCUUGUCCAUGGGGAACCUGACGCAGCCCCAUCUGAUCCAGAGGUACAAGCGAGAAUAGCAGCAGAGCUUCAGCCGUUCCAGGACUCAAUGGACUGGGACGGUGCCAUUGCGCUUUUGGCAGCCUUCGAUGAGGAGAAGGCUGGGAGAAUCACACGCAACAACUGGCGCCAACUGUCUCGCCAGCUGGAGGUCGUGCAAACUCAGCCCCGAAGUGAGGGCCGGGUCUCUAGAAAAGGCUAUGACAUGCGGGCUUUCUUCCUCAGCCCAGCUGAUCGCCAAGCGCUGUUCCAUCGAAUCGACAGUAGCUUAGAUCAUCUGCAGCUUUUGUGCUCUGUCUGUUGGACACUGCAAGCUGCAUACUAUAUUAGUUUCAUGGAUGGCUGA
Messenger RNA from Durusdinium trenchii, 1788 nucleotides. The record is from the annotation of a GenBank genome assembly. Lineage: Eukaryota; Dinophyceae; Suessiales; Symbiodiniaceae.